Cotesia congregata is the source of this 1200-nucleotide messenger RNA. The record is from the annotation of a GenBank genome assembly. Lineage: Eukaryota; Metazoa; Arthropoda; Insecta; Hymenoptera; Braconidae.
AUGGACCCGGAGAGUAGAAAACUUACGCGCGAGUUUAUGCGAGAUUUAAUUUCUAAAGACGAUCCAGAUGUUGAAAUUACGAGUCUUGAUGAAGAGCCGGGCUCUGGACGUGGUGAUAAUUACACAUCAAUGUUGUACAGAAUGAAAGUUAACGGGCGUAAAAGAUUGAAGUCCGGACAGUGGAUACCCUGGAGCACGGCUAUUAUUUACAAAGUCUUACCGGAGUCCAAAGCGAGGCGCGAUGAGUAUAAGAGUGAACUACUUUUCAAAAAUGAAGUUGUUUUUUAUAAUCUUGUGUGGCCGGCGCUUAACAAAUUGCAAACAGGUAAAAAAGUAUUUGGCGGAGUCGCUAAAACUUAUGUUGCAAGAUCUGAUCUUAUUGCUAUGGAGGACUUGAAGAUAAGAGGAUACGUUAUGGCUGAUAGACGUCAGGGGUUGGAAUUAAGUCGCUUGAAGCUUGUGCUGAAAGCUCUUGCUGGUUUUCAUGCUCUGAGUCUUACACUUCGUGAUCUCAAGCCAGAAGUUUUUCAACAUUUAUCUGAUGAAAAUAAUCCAGACGGUGUUCGUGAAAGUUUGUUCCGGCUGGAGUAUGAAGAGUGGUAUCGGCAUUACUAUAGAGUUGCUGUUAAAAAUGCAAUGACAAUGGUAUCAGAAGCUUUACCGGCUCAGCAUCACCAUGAAAGGAAUAAAGUUUUGGGAAAAUUACAAAAUUUUCUGCACGAAGAUGUCUUUUUUCGUACAAUGUGUGAACUAGCAUCCACCCGAGGACCAUUUACUGUUUUUUGUCACGGUGAUUGUUGGACCAAUAAUUUUUUAUUUUCAAAUUCUGAUACCGAUGCUGAGGCCGUUUAUCUUGUUGAUUUUCAACUACUACGUGUUGGGUCAUUAGCGUUGGAUUUAGUAAAUUUGUUAUAUUGCUGUACAUCUGGAGAAGUAAGAAGAGUUCAUAUGAAUUCAUUAUUGAUUCAUUAUCAUCAACAUUUGAUGGAAGCUUUGAACACAUUGAACCCCCAGCAGUCUCGUGACUCUUCUGUUACUUGGGAGCUAUUAAAUGAAGAGGUACGAAAAUGUGGACGCUUUGGAUUCGGAAUAGCGUUGGAUAUUCUUCCAAUCAGUACAUGCGACAGUGACAACGCGCCUGAUUUGUACGAAGGCGCUGAAGGUAAUGCCGAAGAAAUAAAAAAAUAUUUAUACGACUGA